UCUAAAAAAAGACAAAAUUUAAAAUCGAUUUCUAAGUUCAACAAUUAUUUUUUUUAAACUUCUUUUUUGGUGAGUUUUAUCAAGAUGUUUAUCGAGAUAAUUGUUAUGUACGUAGCCGUAAAGAACAACAACUCUACUAUCAGGUAAGAAUCUAUAAGGGGCUUGACAGGUAUCAAUAAUACAUUUAUUUUUUAGUUUUACGUUGCAAGGGAGGGAGGUUUAUCAAUGAAAAAAAAUGAAAACUGCCUUUUGGUAUUAAUAUUUGUUCUUAAAGCUAAGAUGACAGAAUAUAUUCUUUUUAGUAUGAAUUUGCUUGGCAUUACUCUCACAGAGGUUUCUGUGUAUUUAUUUACUUCAUAGUUAACUUUGUUCGCACUUGGAUAAUAAAGUGAAUUAUCGCUCAGUGUCUAACACCGCAUAUAAACUGUGUUGGUUUGAGCGAAAUUUCAUUAUGUUUGAAUGGUAUAUAUGUAAUAUUUAGAUUGUCAUUUUUGGGGUGGUUGGGCUUCGGUUAAAGAAAAUCCUUGUGGUAAUUUUGUCACUUGGUCGUUGGCACCGGUGUCGGUAUAGGUUAAGAUUUUGUUUAGGUUAUUUUUUUUCUCAGAAACAUAAGUGUUAUAGCUUCGUUUGCUAUUAAGAUUAAUGAAUAGAUCAAGAAUCAUAACAUUGUACUGCAUUUUGUCUAUAUUGUUUUCUUUUUCAUUUUGAAAAUCGCUUAUAUUCCCUCAGGUGUUCAUUUCCUGAAGCUUUGGUACUUUUUACAGACAGCUUGUGUGUAAGAAGGCCAAAAACCAGUAUGAUAGCUCUUUUCUUGCAUAUUGCCAUACUUCAAACGCUUAUAGACGAACGUUCACAUCCAGAGGCGGUGCUCUUGUUUUGGUCUCAAGUAACAAGACAUCUGGAGGGAGGCUGGUCUUAUAUGAUACUGUUUGCCAGUUUUGGGACAUGCUGCCUAAUUGGAGCUAAUAAUUACGGAACAGGAAUUAUCCACAAAAUACUUCUAGAAAGAUACAAUGAAAGUGUUGUUCUAACCUCCUUGUCAGGAUCAUUACAGUUAGCUUUGGGGUGUAUGUCAGCUCCAUUAUCAAGCGCAGUGAUAGACAAGUAUAGCUGUCGGACAUCUGUGAUUUUAUCUGGUAUCCUAUAUAUAUGUGGAUACUGGGCAACCGCGUUUGCACCAAACAUGCAAGUCGCAGUAUUGACAUGUGGAGUAACGGCAGGAAUUGCAGCAGGGUUGGGUUAUACUUCUUGUAUAGUUGCUGUAGGAUUCAACUUCAGAAGGAGAAAGAACAUUGCGUUAGGAAUCACCCUGUCCGGAAUGGGCGCAGGAAUCUUUGCGUUUGCUCCUCUCAUGGAUCUGGCACAUGCGCACUAUGGAUCAACUGGAUUUUUCAUUGUUAUGGCAGCAAUGUCAGCAAAUAUUAUAACGUUCGGAACUCUUUGUUUUCCGAGUAAACUUGAAAUAUACACACAUAAACAACGUGAAAUAUACUCUGAAUCACAAACUGAAGACAAUAAACUUACCGGAACAGUAAGAAUGUAUUCUAGGUCUGUUCUGAAGAAACCUAUAGUACUGCUGUCUUUAGCCACGUUUGCAUUUUGCGGUGGUACAGACUUGAUAUUUCUAAAUUUACCGGCUUUUGUUGUAUUUAAAGGAUUUACCUCAAUCGAAGCAGCAAUGAUGGUCUCACUAAAUGGAAUAUUGUCUGUUAUUGGGCGUUUAAUCACAGGACUUUUGGUAAAUUUUAAGAAAACAAAUGUGAUUUGGUUAUAUUCUGGUUGCUUAAGCGUAGUUGCCGUUACCACAGUCAUAUAUCCAUUUAUUGCGAACUUCUUUGAAGGCCACGUAAUUUUUAAUUUAAUAUUAGGACUCUUCUUUGGCAACGGUUAUUUGCUAGUGUCUCCUUUGUGUUCGUAUUUCGUUGACAUUGAAUUUGUAUCAGCGGCUAUUGGAUUUGUGUUAUUCUUUGGAGGGGCUGGCUCACUUUUCGGACCGAUGUUUGCAAGUAUUUUGCUUGACAACGGUGGCACGUACGACCAAUGCCUUUACACUGCAGCUUGUUUUGUCCUUGCGGCAUCUGUUCUGGGCCUAUUUACCUCGUGUUUCCAGCAAAACAAAAGAGUCAUUUCCAGUGACACUGAUAUUACAGCUCUCAGCUACAGUCCCAAAUAACUUUCAUCUUGAUAAUAUUGAUUAUUUUUAUUUCUUUAUUUUUUUACAUUUUUAUUUAUAUAUAUACAUGCAGUAUAAAACGUUUCUGACUACUAGAAACUACAAAAUGAAUUACAGAUAAAGCAUAACGUUUGCCAAGAUGUUUGCUCAGUAUAUUAUUUUUCAUUACGCUUACAUCAGCUACAGUCUGCUUCCACGGCCUUGCACUUAGACACUAGUGAUUAGAUCGAAUAAUAUAAAUGAGCUUAACAAGUGAUUAUGCCUUUGUGAUCAAUGUAGACUAAUUAACUCAUUAAUUCUAACUAUACAGAUCCUUCCGAGUAUGGUCUUUAAAGACCUUUUUUUUAAAUCAACAGCGCGCAGUAUGUUAAUUUACAGGAUGUUCAAUAAAUUGUCAACGUUACUUGUCUAUUAUAUGGCUAAAUGUUUUGUAAUUCCACAUAAUUGAAUUGUUAUAGCAGAGCUAGCAGCUAGAGAUCAAAACACUCGUGCUCUUUCAUUUUUAUUUCAUUCUGAAGUAAAUUCAUGUAUGUGUUCAAAUAUCAUUUAUACCGAAACAAGAGGGUCAUUUUUGCCCAGUACAAAUUAUACAUAUAUACCAAAUAACAGCAUCGAAAUAGCAGCAUCGAAAUUAAUUUUAUUGGGUUAGUGGACUUGCUAAGGCACGUGUGCGCUCAUUUGUACUGCUAGGCGCUUUUCCAUAAUUGGUCUGAUAUAUUGUGGUGGUGAUUUGGUUCGUAUAAAUUCUCUCUAUCAUAUAAUAAUUUAUAAUGCGAGCUUGUAUACUGGCGGAUCUCACAUAUGGUAAAGUCAACUCAUCUUAAUAUCCGUUAAUACAAGCUAUCCCUAUAUAUUCAGUGUAUCCUUGAGAUCCAGUUAACUUUCAGAGAGAGAGAGAGAGAG
Messenger RNA from Mercenaria mercenaria, 3076 nucleotides. Its product is annotated as monocarboxylate transporter 10-like. The transcript has 6 exons. Gene Ontology annotation, biological process: transmembrane transport; monocarboxylic acid transport. Bases 797 to 2173 code for a protein of 458 amino acids. The record is from RefSeq and is a predicted model, not a curated record. NCBI's taxonomy places the organism in Eukaryota, Metazoa, Mollusca, Bivalvia, Venerida, Veneridae. Gene Ontology annotation, molecular function: monocarboxylic acid transmembrane transporter activity.